This is a messenger RNA of Puccinia triticina, 390 nucleotides long. RefSeq lists its product as uncharacterized. The transcript has 2 exons. The coding region runs from base 1 to 390 and encodes 129 amino acids. The record is from RefSeq and is a predicted model, not a curated record. NCBI's taxonomy places the organism in Eukaryota, Fungi, Basidiomycota, Pucciniomycetes, Pucciniales, Pucciniaceae.
AUGAAGUUCACCAGUCUCAUCAAAAUUUGUCGACCUCAGUCUUCCCCAGUCAAACCAGAUGGAUUCCGGUCAAUGAAGACACUCCACCAUCCUCGGCCCGCGCAAAACCGUCGGCGGCGGGCUGCGGAGGAGAGACUAGACCAAGGAGUGCUUCCAACGCAGCCUCGAUUCCGUCGAUGCCUUGCGUGCCCACAACAGUGGAGGUUCUCAAUCGCUAGCGACCGCUCCACUCUAGACAAGCCCAAACUGCCACCCGACUUCCAAGAAGCGAGCCUCAAUGUUCUCCCGGUCAAUGUUGAACAAGAAACCGUUGAGGCCGCCGUCGGCCUCUUAGGGCUUGGCCACACCCGCCCCGUCAAACUCCUCUUCCCGCUCCAACCUGCCUGCUAA